Paramecium sonneborni is the source of this 1682-nucleotide messenger RNA. NCBI's taxonomy places the organism in Eukaryota, Ciliophora, Oligohymenophorea, Peniculida, Parameciidae. The record is from the annotation of a GenBank genome assembly.
AUGUCUAAUUAUUCUUGCUAAUUUUGCUACAAGAGAACAACUCUAGGAUAUAUCAAAAACUAUUUCCCUUGUGAAAUCAAUUUACAUAAAAUGAUUAGACACACUUUAUAUCAUAAAUACGCAACUUCACAAAAUUAUUAUUAUACAAAAGACAUAAAUGAAAUAUUAUCUAAAACUUCUAGUGCCAGAACUAUUCUGUAUAAUGUAAAAUAUUCAAAUCUAUCAUAAGGAUAAUAUAUGUUAUGAUGAAGAAGAUGAAUAUAUAAAAAGAUUUUAUGAAAUGCACGAAUACCCUUGCAAAUCAAAAUUGCUUACAGAAUUCUAUAAAUUUCAUAAAGAUUUACCAAGAUGGGUGUUAAAACAUCCUAUUCUAAAAAUUCUUAAUUAUUAUUACGAUAAACGAAGAAAAAUUGAAUUUUACAAAAUUUAAAGAUAAAUUGAAAUUGAAAAUUAGAUGAACCCAUCUGAUCCACCUAAAGGAAUAGUAGGUGAUAAACCUUUACUUAGUGAUUCUACACCUUAAUCUGAAAACUCUGAACCAUAAUCUAAAGUUAAUGUAGAUAACAUCUUAAAGGAAAUAAGUUUUUCUAAUAAGAAACCUUUACCCUCCUAAGAAAUUAGUCAUAUUUUAAAAGUACCUGAAUCACCUCCUUUAGGUGAAAUAUAAUAAAUGAUUAAUUUACUCAAUCUUAAAUCUGAUUCUCCAAAUUAAAAGCAAUAAUAUUAAUGGUUUAAAAAAAAGAAAACACAAAGUAAAAAAUCUCUAAAAUUGGAUGAAUUAGCCUUAUCUUUAUCUGCUAGAACUCAUUAAAAUCCUUAAGAAGCAAAAAUGCCUUUAUCAGCCAGAUAUUAAUAAUCCUAUUCAAAUAAAUUAAUUGAUUAAAGUAUUCUAUAUUAAAAUAUUUAGUCUAAGCUAAACUUUACAAUAAACAUUCAUAAACCAUUUCAAGAGACAAAAUCUUAGAUUUUAAAUAAAAUAAAGAAUAAUUCAUGUAAGAAAUAUAUUUUACCCUAAUAGUAAAAAAUUCAAAUUAGAAGAUAGAAAUAAAAAAAGCAAUUCUCCAAAAAAAGUUGAUUAAAAUAAAGCAAUUCAAGAAAUUAAAUAACUUGAAUUAAAAAUAAUAAAAAGUCUUUAAGAAAUGAAGAAUAUUAAAAGUAAUAAUUUAUCAAAUCAUGAAUCAAAAUAAGCUACAUCUUAAAACUAAAACAAUAAUAAUAAUUAAAUAUUAUCUUUGGAUUAAAAAGCCUUAUAUUAAAUAUUGAAAAUUCCUGAUUCGUUUAGACAAUUAAAUUUUAAUAAAGUUCAAAAUAAGAAUAAUUCUAAAAAAUCUCAUGAAUAGAAUUAACGUUAAUAAAAAAAUAAUAAUUCAUCUUAGAAUUAGAAAUAAGUAUAAAUAUUAGAUAUGAAAAAAUUAAUAUCAAAUAAAAAAGAUAUUGCCCCAAAAACUGAAAGAGUAAAAAAGACAAUUCCAUCUCUAAACUUAAAUCUUAUUGGAGCUAUAAAUUAAUCGACUUCAAUGACAACAAGAAAUAAUAGCUUUACUCCAAGUCUAGCUUAUGCACAAUUAUUAACACCAAAAUAAAAUUAAACAAAUAUAUACAAUGAAAAUAACAUUAAUAAUUGGCAACUAUCAAAUACUAAUAAUGUUGCAAUUAGAGAAAAUAAUAAUAUAUAAAAAUGA